UUGCAAGAGUAUUUUCAACCCAGAAUUAUGAUGGCAAACAAGGAUGCUUGAGUUUUGUACGAAAAAGAAAAUGGCCUUUGCCAUUUUCCUACUCUUUAGUAUUUCUGUAAUAAUAUUGGUUGUUGAAAGUGCAUGGCCAACACAACACAGAAUAAAAGAAGUUAAGUUUCCAUCUAAUAUUGUAAAGCUGAACAAAUCAUGUCCUUCAAAGAAAGCAAAGGCUCUAAGCGAAUGUGAAAGAUGCAGUAAAGAUGAACUGAGGAAAUUACAACCAGAGUGCCAAGAGACAGGAUUUAAACAAAAGAUAUUGUGUGAUGAUAAAGAUACAUUUUUUCAGAAUUGUGAAAUUACACCUUAUAUGGAUGAAAGGAAUUUCUGGAUUUUCCAAGCUGUGUCAUUUACAAUAUUUGCUGUGACAUAUUCAUUGGUUCGAGUGAGACAAAAGAAACUAGAUGGACAGUUAAUGGACAAAAUUAAUAGACAAAUUGCAUCUGGUAUAUGAAAAUUAUACAUGUAUCUGUUCAAAGUAUAUAUCCUAUUUAUUAAAUCUAGUGUUUGAAGUUUUCCA
This is a messenger RNA of Saccostrea echinata, 568 nucleotides long. RefSeq names its product protein JTB-like. Gene Ontology annotation, cellular component: cytoplasm; centrosome; spindle. Gene Ontology annotation, biological process: mitotic cytokinesis. NCBI's taxonomy places the organism in Eukaryota, Metazoa, Mollusca, Bivalvia, Ostreida, Ostreidae. The record is from RefSeq and is a predicted model, not a curated record. Bases 44 to 502 code for a protein of 152 amino acids. The transcript is spliced from 5 exons.